AUCCUGUUGUAACAACAACUCCCUCCCUUCCCCGCCUCUCCUUUCUUAAUUCUCCCACAGCUCAAAAAAUGAGAUGGAGAACCUGGUAUUUAUCUUCUAGCACCAUCAGCAAUUUCUACCUCCGAUUUCCAUGGUGCUCUUUAUCUGCAAGUUUACUUGUUGGAGCUUUGUCACUAAUACUCAGAAGCUGUGAGAUGAGCCUCAUGUGUGUAGCUUCUCCUCAUCAUACAGCUAAUUUGAAGACAACUGACAGAAGGGAGUUAAGACACUGAAGGCUACUGGCAAAAAGCCUUUGUUACUUGGUUCUCUGCUGCACAGAUAUAGCUAUAAUUUUGAUCAAGGGCCAUCAUAAUCAAAUACAGGGUCACCGUGGACAAAGAUAAAGGUGACGUCAUGGCAUCAGCAGGGCUCCAGCUCCUUGCUUUUGUCCUGGCCUUAUCUGGAGUCUCUGGAGUGCUCACAGCCACUCUGCUGCCUAAUUGGAAGGUGAAUGUGGAUUCGGGCUCCAACAUCAUAACAGCCAUUGUACAGCUUCAAGGGCUUUGGAUGGACUGCACAUGGUACAGCACCGGUAUGUUCAGCUGUACCCUGAAGUUCUCCAUUCUGUCCCUCCCCAUCUACGUGCAGGCUGCACGGGCCACCAUGGUCCUGGCGUGUGUUCUGUCUGCUUUGGGGAUCUGCACUUCUACAGUAGGAAUGAAAUGCACUCGCUUAGGAGGAGACAGAGAAACAAAGAGUCAUGCUUCUUUUGCUGGAGGAGUCUGUCUCAUGUCUGCAGGGAUCUCUGGUUUGAUACCAACAGUGUGGUACACAAAGGAGAUCAUAGCAGACUUUCUCGAUCUGACAGUUCCAGAGAGCAACAAACAUGAACCUGGAGGAGCCGUCUAUAUUGGAUUCAUUUCAGCCAUACUGCUGUUUGUCUCUGGCAUGAUUUUCUGCACUUCCUGUAUUGAAAAGAAUCCAGAAGCUUGGCUCUAUCCACCCAAGCAGCAACAUAUCCCCGCCACACAACUAGAGGGCAAUUCAGCAUACAACCUGAAAGAUUAUGUGUAAAUAACUGUGUAAUGCAUGUGGAAUUUUUAGCUGCCUUCUGUGACUUAUGUCUUCUUAUUUUAGGGAAAAAAUAUAAAUGAGGUCAUUUAAGAUGCCGACAAAUUAUUGUGUACAAUUACAUAUCUGUUUUAAGAUUAUUUUUCCAUUACUAUUUUCAUGUUUAUCUAAGGGUUUAUAAUUGAGAGAAGUUCUGUUAUAUUAAAGCAAUUAAUUGGUGGCUUUUCCCCCCCCCUUUUUAAGAUAAACUGUUGAUGUAUCUUCCGAAUUGUUACUGAAAUGGAUUUUAUAAAAGAACUAAAUUGCCAAGUAUAAAAAACAUCUUUCUCUGGUGUUGAUCUAGGGUGUCAUCUGCUUUUGUGGUCUGUCUGCAACACCACAGUGACUUUCUCCUCUUUUCAAGCCCCACUGUUUGAAUCUAAGGGAAAGAAGAAAUGUCCACCUUUCUUAGAUGUUGCCCAAAAUAGCCUCCCCAAGUUCCCACCUACUGUGACCUCUCUGCUUCCUUUUUCAUUUUAGAAAUAUCUGUGUCCAGGUGUGGAAGCCAACAACAGGAUAUUCAAAGAUUAGGUAGGCAGAACAAAGGAAAAAGAAAUUGCUAAAUGCUACCAUAACAAAGCAAAACCAAACCAAAUGCAAACUGAUGCCUCUAGGACUUUAAAACAUUAGGUACAAAGUAAGUGAGAAUAAACAGUUUGCUUUAGGAUGCUCAAGAAGUGCCGUCUUCUGCUGCUAGCAAGAGGAUGCUCCAGAUUAAGUUCAUUGAUCCUACAACAAUUCAGAUCCCUUCACUUCCCUCUCAUUUAACCUCUCACGGAUUACUAUUAGGAUGAUAAAAGUUACUUUCAAGUUGUCGUUUUUGUUGUCAUGUUUGAUUCACGUUAACAAAAACACUGCUGUUCUCAAAUGAACUGUUUCAAUUAGUUACUAGAAUUAUUUCAAAGUAUAAAGAAUGUUUUUAAAAAUAUAAAUUAUGACACAUAAUUCAAAUAUCUUAACAAGAAAACAAAACCUGGAUUUUCAAAUGUGCAAAGGGGACACUGCACACUGUUGUUUCUAAUAAUUCAUGCAAUUUAAACUUAGUCAUUGUUCACCAUGUACUGGCGAAGGGGGUAAAAAGGACUAUUUUCUUUGUGUAUUAGUAACUCGGGAAGUGAGAAGAAUAUCUUUUAUAUGGGUACAUAUUUUUCAUUUGUGCCUAAGGAAGUAGAGACUAAAAUAUCUUAUACCUACUUUACUUAUUCUCUUUUGCAACAAUGUCAUUAGCUACUAGUAGAAUAGCUAGGGAUGUCUGGGUGGCUCAGCGGUUAAGCAUCUGCCUUAGGCUCAGGAGGUGAUUCUGGAGUCCUGGAAUCAAGUCCCGCAUCGGGCUCCCUGUGCGGAGCCUGCUUCUCCCUCUACCUGUAUCUCUGCCUCUCUCCCUCUCUUAUGUCUCUCACGAAUAAAUAAAUAAAAUCUUAAAAAAAAAUAGAAUAGCUAAAAUGAAGAGGUACUAUUUCAUAUGAGAAUUAGGAAAAGACUAAACAAAUUUAAAUAACUGAAGUGUAGAUUCCUUUUGGAUGAUCAUAAUAUUUUCUAAAUAAAUGUCAUACUAAAAAUAACUGAUAAAAAUAUUUUUAUGCAAAUUAAUGGGACAGGAUUGCUUUGACACCUAUAUGGCUCUCUCAUUUGGCUUAAUGAUCCUUGCUUUAUAUGUAGUUUAUGUAUCCCACAAUCCUAUACUAAAAGUUUAGAGUAUAUAUUCUACAAAAAUCUAUAUGUACUUCAAAAAAUAAUUUUUAUUUAGUUCUGGAAUGUUUUCUUAAAUAGACACAGGAAUGUUUUGAACUCCAGAAAAGCAGCCAUUUCAUAUAAAUAAUGGCCUAAUUCUAUCCAGACUGGACACAGCAUUGAGCAAAUGGUUUGAGUCCCUCCAUCCCUGUAGGAUUCCCCCCUGAUGCAUGCCUCCACCUGGAAUCCUCCUACACUUACCCUCUGCCUGCCCAAGCUAUGAUUCAUCUUUCAGGGUUCAUGCGGAGUCUCCUUUGUGAACACAAUCCUGACUCCUUGAAGAAGUUUGCUGUUUCCAUCUCUUUACUCUCAGAGAAUGCUCUAUUAUAAUAAAUUAACGGUUUACAUGAUUGCAUUUCCAAGUAGACUAUGAGACAAGUGUCUUUUUUUACCUUUGUAUUUUCAGUGACUUGCCAAAAGUGUUUACAAGGAUAUGCCAGUCCUAUUUCAGUCCUUUGAAUAAGUAUACUGACUGGUUUAAAACUCAGGAUGGGGCAGCC
Molecule: messenger RNA, 3320 nt
Organism: Canis lupus familiaris (dog)
Lineage: Eukaryota; Metazoa; Chordata; Mammalia; Carnivora; Canidae
Gene: CLDN20
Product: claudin 20
Exons: 2
Coding region: 394-1053 (219 amino acids)
Biological process (GO): bicellular tight junction assembly; cell adhesion
Cellular component (GO): plasma membrane; bicellular tight junction
Molecular function (GO): structural molecule activity
Source: RefSeq, a predicted model, not a curated record